Boeremia exigua is the source of this 600-nucleotide messenger RNA. Its product is annotated as peptidyl-tRNA hydrolase PTH2-domain-containing protein. The record is from RefSeq and is a predicted model, not a curated record. Gene Ontology annotation, molecular function: peptidyl-tRNA hydrolase activity. The transcript is spliced from 2 exons. Lineage: Eukaryota; Fungi; Ascomycota; Dothideomycetes; Pleosporales; Didymellaceae. Bases 1 to 600 code for a protein of 199 amino acids. Gene Ontology annotation, cellular component: cytosol; mitochondrion.
AUGCAGGACAGCACGCAACCCUCGACGGCGAACAUCGCGCUCGCGUGUGCAAUACUCGCCGGCGUCACUGGCUACUUCCUUGGCACCGCAAAGUCACUCGGCCUGUUUGGAGGCAGUCCAAUCUCUGCGCCGCCACGGGGAAAGAGCGGGAAGGCACACGAGUCUGAGGCAGAGUCCAGCGACGACGAGGACGAGGACGAGGAUGACGACACUGCACCUGCUGAGUUUCCGGGUCACAGUGAAGAGUGCAAGAUGGUGCUGGUAGUCCGAACAGACCUGGGAAUGACAAAGGGUAAGAUUGGUGCACAGUGCGGUCACGCAACGCUGGCAUGCUACAAGCACUUCCUACGACACGCACCAAACUCGACUAUUCUCAGCCGCUGGGAACGAAUGGGCCAGGCCAAGGUAGCGUUGCAGGUCAAGGGCGAGGAGGAGCUGGAGAUCUUGCAGGCUCAGGCUGUGAGUCUGGGGCUGGUUGCGCACAUUAUCCAUGACGCCGGCCGUACGCAAAUCGCGAGUGGGAGUGCGACUGUCUUGGGCAUUGGGCCUGCGCCGAAGGGAGUCAUUGACCAGGUAACUGGCCACCUGAAGCUCUUGUGA